Molecule: messenger RNA, 2734 nt
Organism: Trichosurus vulpecula (common brushtail)
Lineage: Eukaryota; Metazoa; Chordata; Mammalia; Diprotodontia; Phalangeridae
Gene: C7H17orf75
Product: chromosome 7 C17orf75 homolog
Exons: 10
Coding region: 338-1537 (399 amino acids)
Cellular component (GO): trans-Golgi network
Source: RefSeq, a predicted model, not a curated record
UGGUCCAGCGAGACUCUUGCGGGGAGGGGGGUUUGGAUGCCACGCUCCGCCGCUCCCUCUCUCCACUAAAUGGAAACACCGCCAAGUCCCUCGUUUGCUUCUAUCGUCCAGCGGGACAUUAGCGUCUACGGAACUUAAGUGUGUGGGCGACAGGGCGCGGCGGAUCUCGUCCUUCGGGACCGUACGGCAGCAGGGAGUGCGGUGGGGCAGGACACAGCGCGCAGGGCGCUCCUCCCCCAUCCCCUGCGCGCAGGCGCGGGCCUCAGGCUCGGCUCAGGUCGGCCCCGUUCGGCUCAGGUCGGCCCCGUUCGGCUCGGCCCGGCCCCGGCGCGCGGACAUGCUGCCCUCCCUGCAGGAAUCCCUGGACGGGGACGACAAGGAGCUGGAGAGCAGCGAAGAGGGCGGCGGUGGCGGAGGCGGGAGCGCGGAGGACCGGAGGCCCGAGCAGCCACCCAGCAGCCAUUUCUGCCUCUACGCCUACCACGGAAGCAGAUCACCAGCACAACGUGGGGACAGUGAUGAUGGAAGUCCAAGUAGCCUGACUUUGGAAACCCCUUCUGCUGCAGACUUCAGCCUUUCCUUGGUAGAUACUAAUUUACCACUGGAAGCAGAGCCAGAGCUCCGGAGCGCCAUCGCUAAGCGUGUGUCCAAAGGAGCUGUCUUUGAAGGGCUGGGUAACGUUACGUCGGUGGAGCUGAGUCUUCCAGAUUCCCGGGUCGGUUGCUAUUACUGCCUUUUCCAGCAAGACAGACUGCUUCUAGAAACAGCAAGCGCAGAGUCCGUUCCUGACCCUCCUGAAUAUAUAGUCUGUUUCUUAGGAGGGUCUGAAAAAGGACUUGAGCUUUUCAGACUUGAGCUGGACAAAUACAUCCAAGGCCUGAAGGCGAACGUGCAUGGCGAGGAAGGUAGCCUGGAGGCCUGCACCAAAUCGUACCUUAGCAAUUGGUUUGAGGCGGCCAUAUGCCCAAUUGAGAGAGUCGUGCAUCUCUUUCAGGAGAAACUUACCUUUCUCCUGCAUGCUGCUUUGAGUUACACUCCUGUUGAAGUUCAAGAAUCAGAUGAAAAAACAAAGAGAGACAUUAAUGGGUUUCUGAGUGUGGCCAGUCUCCAAGGACUUAUUCACGAAGGGACGAUGACCUCCUUAUGCAUGGCCAUGACUGAAGAGCUGCACAAGUCGGUGGUUAUCAAUUGUAGCGGGCCUCAGCCACAGUUUUCUGGUGCAGGAAGCAACAGGUUUUGUGAGGACUGGAUGCAGGCGUUUCUGAAUGCUGCAGAAGGUGGCAACCCAUUUCUUUUCCGACAAAUCCUGGAGAACUUUAAACUGAAGGCUAUCCAAGACACAAACAACCUGAAGAGGUUUAUUCGCCAGGCAGAAAUGAAUCAUUAUGCCUUGUUUAAGUGUUACUUAUUUCUGAAGAACUGUGGCAGUGGAGACAUCCUGCUGAAGAUAGUGAAAGUGGAGCACGAAGAAAUGCCAGAAGCCAAAAAUGUGAUCCUGGCCCUUGAAGAAUUCAUGAAAGAAAAAGCUGCAUCCUAGAACUCUUAAUCAUUUGUUUUUAUAUACUCUGAAAUUGCUGCAACGUAGUACUGAACAGUCAUGCUCUCGUGAUUCAUUGGAACCACUUUGUCAUUGUCAUAAUGGGUAAUCCAAAAGCAUUAGGUGAUUUCAAACUAAUUCUAGGUUGCAGUCUUUUAGUGGUUUAAAUCAUGUAAAAACCGGUGGGAACAUUUCCUUGGAGUCUUAGGGAUAAAGAUGUGCAAGUACGUAGUUGUUCUCUUUGUCGGCUUUAACCUCAUCAAUCAUAGAAUCUUGGGGCUGAAAGGGACCACCAGAGGCUGCUGAUCUCUCUCGUCCCCUAUCUUUGUGUGGGCAAUCCUAUUUUUCUAGGCUCACAGAAAGAGAUUCUGUAGCCUCUCUCUCUUUAGUCCAUUCCUCUGUUCAGAACACUGUUAAGACAUUUUCUGUGGCAGAAAAUCAUCAUGAUUCUUUCUCAAUCACCCCUGGAUUUAGCAUUUUGUAGCUGCUUGGAGAAGAUACAGUUCUAGACUCGGGGCAGACUAGCUUCACAAAAACAUUGCAAAGAUAGCUCUAGAACACAGCCCAUGUCUUAAAAGCUUUGCACUCUGUGGGUGCCUGAUGUAUUCUUUUGGAUUAUGGCAAUGUUGAUAUGGUCAGCCUUGGUGCUGAUAUGCAAUAAAACUUGAAUUUGUAACAAAUUGUAAAAUGAGCUUGCAGAGUAGAUGUGCCAGUUCGAAGGGAAAACAUUAGCUGGUUAUGGUAUGGCCACAAAAAUGAAUCAAACUAAACCUUUUUUUUUCUUAGUGUAUAGAGUUCUUUUUUUUUAUUAGAUUUUUUUAUUUUUGGUUUACAACACUCAGUUCCAAACCUUUAAAGAAUAGACUUUUUUUUUUCACAAAGUUGAAAAUGCUUGACUAGUUGGUUGAUUGUCAUUUGAGUGAUUAGAAAUAGGGAAAAGAAAAACCAAGGCAUUCUGCUGGCAACAUGUAACCUCAGAAACUCAAUAGAGAUUCUUCAUUACAUUCAGACUCGGGCAUUGAUUUUUAUGUCUGUACUUUAAUUCUUAUCCUCAAAUUGUUUUGCACCAAAUCAAUGGAAGUCUGCUCUCAAGUGAAUCGGAUAUCUUCUUUCCACCAAAACAGAUUGCAGCUACACAGAUGUACAGUGGUUUUCCUUGUCUGUAGGUAUUUAAAUAAACCCCAUGUUUGAUCGUUA